Pseudocercospora fijiensis CIRAD86 is the source of this 1350-nucleotide messenger RNA. RefSeq lists its product as uncharacterized. The record is from RefSeq and is a predicted model, not a curated record. NCBI's taxonomy places the organism in Eukaryota, Fungi, Ascomycota, Dothideomycetes, Mycosphaerellales, Mycosphaerellaceae. The transcript is spliced from 2 exons. Bases 1 to 1350 code for a protein of 449 amino acids.
AUGGCUUCGCUGAAGGACUCAAUACACAGCCCUCACACUACGCUAGCCUUCACCGAACGGCAAGGCGUAGAGUCAAUAUUCCUCGUUCUCAAGGAUAUCGAGAAUCGACUCAGACAGAACGGUCAUCGUACGACUUUCUCGGAGGAUGGCAUUUAUCUGGUACACGGAGAAGCGAAGUCCAAUGUUGAGAGUACAUUGAAGGUCGAACAGCUUGUCCGCGAUUUCAAGAAACGCAUGAUUGACGAGAUCGAAAACGAUGCGACGAAGACGGUUGUCAGGAAGCCACGACUGCUCGCCUGCCCGACGAUCGCAUCACCAUCUGACUGGCAAGAGUGUAACAUUUCUCGCCAUGCUACAGAUGGGCUGGGUUGGGAUGUGAAAACUGUGGUGACGGCGAGCAAAAGAGAGAAAGUCGCGCCCGCUUCUCAACAGCUAUUAGAAGAGGAAGGAAGAGAUGGCCAGCAUGAUCUGGCCACCCAUCCUUUAUCUCCAGAUGCCUCCAGUAUCGCCGAUGGCAUGGGCACGCGAGAUGCGACUGAGUGGCCACCACAGGAAAAGCCGAGAGUCAAGCUUCCUUCAAGCCCUGUUGAGACUUUGUCGUCUGAGAUAGACCAGACCCUCUGCCACGUCUACAGUGAGCCUCUGACGACAGACGUCGACGAGAUACAUCAAGACAGACCACUCGACCCGAUCGGCCCGAACAACCAUCAGAUCCCGCACAUCUUGAUUCAGGAACAACAAGCCAGGAUUCAAGAGCUUGAAGAAGAGCUUAAGAGAGCAAAUGCGGCAAGGCUUGUCGCUGAGAAUAGGGCGCAGGAAUUGCAAGAAGAAGCAGAGACACGUGAAGAAAUUUCGCCAGCACGUCUAAAUAUUGAGGAUCUGGCUGACGAAAUCUUGGUGAUCAGCACGAAGAAUCGUGUCAUGGAGCGCAAGCAUGACCGAUUGGCGGAAUCUUUUGCCCAGCUACAGCAAGACCACGAGUGGCUCUCGCGACACUUGGUGAGGCUUGAUUACUCAACCGCACGGAUCUCGCAGACCAUUAGCACCAUUCAAGAUGACCGCAAGACCGGAGUCGGAUCUGAGCUCCUGGCACGAAUGCAAACUACUGUGGAGAGACAUGACAGCGAGUGGUUGCCCAACUUGGCAGACAGGCUCAGUGUGAUGGAGGUCGAUCUGAAAGCGUUGUGGGCUGCUCUGCAUGAUUAUGCACCUCCGGGAUCUGCAUCUGAUACGCCGACCACUGGCGGAAAAGAUCCGAACGAUUGCAAAGGAUGUAAUGGCGACGCGCUGGUCAAGGAGAACCAAGAUGGCACUUUUAUGCCUUGUCGAUAUUGGAGCUCUCUGGCCUAG